AUGUUCCAGCCCGAUGACUAUGUCAACUUCCAGUGCUCUCGGCUGACCGAAUGCAAGCGAUGCAGCAGUCGGAGAGAGGCUGCAAGAACAAGGCUUGGAAGAUCUCCGCGCAAAACUUCAAGGUCACCUGGCCCUUUCCGACGGCCGCUGCCUCGUGCUUCGUCCCCACCGCCACCACCUUGUGCUCCAUGUGUAAACAAAGCUUCGACAAACGAGUACCCCGAGACAUGCGAUAUGGUUUCGCAGCUUCUUGAAGAUUUCACAGAACGUGUACAGAGCCUGUUCUUGGCGCUGAUGGGUUUUAAUCAUCCUCACAUGGAGCGAUUGCAAGCUGCACUUGAUCAACAUGUCGUGGCACUUGGUCGUGGCUUGAUGCGAGUGAUGGCAUUGAAAGAUGCAUUCAGUGCUUUCAGACGUGCAAUCAACGGCAGCCAGUUAUGGAAGAAAUUGCGGCACUGCCACCAGCGCCUCUUUUAUUGUCAACACCAAGUGCAAGCAUAUGCGGCUACAGCCGCGGAGGAGGCAUCUCUCCGACAGGAGAGCUUGGAGACUUCUAUGCUGCUCCGCGAGCAGGCAGCCCGAGCACGCUCUAUGGCAGCCAAGAAGCUCCGACGAGGCCCAGAGGCAUUCGUGAAGGCGCCGUGGUUGUACGUCUGCUUCAACCAUUGGGGCAAGCUGACAAAGCUGAGAGCGUCCAAAAGGUUGAUGGUCGAGCACGAGCAUUCGUGCAGGCUUCAUGCGGCCAGGGCAUGCGUGCUGCAGUCCUGCUUCCUACACUGGCGUCAAUCAUCGAGCAAUUCUAGACGGGAACGUCUUCUUGGGGCCAAAAGCAAUGCAGCUGCGCUGGCUGUUUUUGCUCAAGAACAACGCAUCAAAGCUGCAGUGCAACAUGUGGUCACCAACACCGUUCACAAGCAGAAUUCUCCAGGCAUGUGGAAGAUCCUUGGUCGUUGGCAGCUUCUGACCUUGAGGUCGCAUCGAAGCAGAUGGCAAGAGCGAGCUGCUGCAGCCGAGCUGGCCGUGCAUCAAGAGGGUGCGCUACGACAGCGGAUGAUGCAAACUCUGAGCCGUAGAUGUUGUGAGGGAACUCAUCAAGGCCUCCUCAAGGCUGCGCUUGCGCGCUGGAUGGCUGGCGCAUGCAUGUCUGCUACCUUCCGACGGAGCCGCGAAGGGGCCCAGAAAGCGACUGCUUGGAACGUCAGCCUACUUUUGCGUCGUCAAACGAGAUGCACAGCAUGGAGGUGCUUGACUUCCUGGUCACUUCACAACAAGAUUCGAACACUGCAAGAGUCACUGACCAGACUGUCUGAGCAAACGGCACCUACACCACGGCGUCCGGCUAGCGCUUCCGACAGAUGCAAUGUGGGCCAUGCUGUCGAAUCAGAAGAUAGGACUUUCCAACGAAGGUGGGAAAGUGCGCCAGGCUCCCCGCGCAAUGCGCAAGCCUUCCCUCGCAUCUUUCGGCCAAGCCAGGAGACUUCAAGGCAGACAGCCGCCCUUCUUGGCCAGUACAGCUUCUCUGAUUCCCCGAUGACGUCCUGGGAGGUCAAGCAACACCUGCAUGCAGCUGCGGAUGCCGUCUUUCAACAGUUUGGUUCAUCGACUCGAAACGCGUCGCCAGAAGCGAUGAAGCACUGGUCAUUGGCCAAUGAAGCGUCCAUGUCGGAAGCGGGCUACCAGAAGCUGCGUGAGUAUCAUCGAGAACAAGCUCGCGAGAGACGCAAGCAACGAUCUAGCAGAUGA
Molecule: messenger RNA, 1743 nt
Organism: Symbiodinium necroappetens
Lineage: Eukaryota; Dinophyceae; Suessiales; Symbiodiniaceae
Source: the annotation of a GenBank genome assembly